AUGAGUGGGAGGCGGGAGGCGGGAGGCACGGAAGAUGAGGGAUGGAUGGAUGGAUGGAUGGAUGGUGAAGAUGAUACUGGAGUUGGAGUUGGGGCUGGGGCUGGGGCUGGAGAGGAGUUGUGUGGUGUAUAA
Molecule: messenger RNA, 132 nt
Organism: Sclerotinia sclerotiorum 1980 UF-70
Lineage: Eukaryota; Fungi; Ascomycota; Leotiomycetes; Helotiales; Sclerotiniaceae
Exons: 2
Coding region: 1-132 (43 amino acids)
Source: RefSeq, a predicted model, not a curated record